This is a messenger RNA of Olea europaea var. sylvestris, 1451 nucleotides long. RefSeq lists its product as uncharacterized. The record is from RefSeq and is a predicted model, not a curated record. NCBI's taxonomy places the organism in Eukaryota, Viridiplantae, Streptophyta, Magnoliopsida, Lamiales, Oleaceae. The transcript has 7 exons. The coding region runs from base 207 to 1322 and encodes 371 amino acids.
AAUCCUAAGGGUUUUGCCAUGCGUAUCAGGUGGACAGGCCGCCUCACCCCUUCACAAUAGGUGAGCUGGGAAUGGAGUCUCAAUCUCUGCUUAUAAAUGGCAAAACUGUAACCCUAUAAACCCAACGAGGACGGGCAAAAAGCGAAGCCCUCCACGCGGGCACAAAAAAAACACUAAAUUCAUUCGGUCUACGAAAUUUUCAGUGAAUGGGGAGAUGGAGAGCUUCUUUCCUCUUUUACCGUGUUAUAGCUGCAUCUAAAUCGACUAAUCCAAAUUUUCGCCCAAACCCACCUCUUAGAUCUUCAGUUUCUGCGCAGCCCAGAAAUCAAUUCUUGAAUUUCAGGUCUUUUUCUGCGUUCUCAUCUCCAUCCCCGUUCUAUGCUGAAGAUUUCGAUUAUAAGACUCCCAACUUUGAUCAGAAUCAGAAUUUGGAGGAGUCCAAGGGAAAUGAGGACGCCGGAAAAAUCUCAGUGAAAGCCUUUUUCCUUUGCACCAGUGUUGAUUUGAAGAGCAUGCAAGCUGAGAAUUCAGGCAAUGUUAUUCCUCCCACGUCACGUUCAUCUAACUAUAUUGCGCUCAGAUUUUGUGAUCCCCCACUGCAAGCUGGAAGCGUAUUUGAAGAGAAUGCUGGUUGCUGUCGUUACAUGGUUGUCUUCCAAUAUGGUUCAGCAGUCCUGUUCAAUGUGGAGGAUCAUGAAGCUGAAUACUACCUACAACAUGUUAGACGAUAUGCUUCUGGAUUGCUUUCUGAGAUGAAGAAAGAUGAUUAUGCCAUAAAAGAGAAGCCAUUGUUGGUAGACGAUAUGCAGGGAGGUCCAGAUCACAUUAUUCUGAAAAAUCUGGACCUAGAUAGUAUUCGCAUAAUUAGCAGCGUGCUUGGUCAAAGUAUAGCGCUGGAUUAUUUUGUCUCACAGGUUGAUGGUAUAGUUGAAGAGUUCACAGAUAUUAAUCGUGGUAUGGAGAAAAGUGGUACUUUCACAAUGGAUCGGAAGAAGCUCUUUCAACUUGUUGGAAAGGCCAACUCAAAUCUAGCUGAUGUGAUUCUCAAAGUCGGUCUUUUUGAGAGAUCAGAAAUAGCUUGGAGAGAUGCAAAAUAUGGGCAGAUACUGGACUACCUUCGAGAGGAAUACGAGGUCGCCCAACGAUUUGGAAAUCUUGAUUAUAAGUUAAAAUUUGUCGAGCAUAACAUUCAUUUUCUCCAAGAAGUGCUUCAAAACAGAAAGUCAGAUUUUCUGGAAUGGUGCAUCAUAGUUUUGUUGAGUAUAGAAAAUGUAAUAGGGAUAUAUGAGAUUGUUCGUGGAUCGACCGGAAUUGCAAUAUGAAAAUGAAAAGCGCAAUUUUUAUUUUUAUUUUUUACUUUUUUGGGCAGCAAUAAUACAAAUUAUUAUAUAGAAUAUUAUUUUGUCAUCUUCGUAUUUCUUUUUUCCUACUGAUUAUGUUUCGGUGGCCUC